AUGGCGGCGGCAAUGGCAGCUCCAGACUUACUGGACCCCAAAACGGCCACUCACAACACCAAGCCCCGCCUCUCCUUCUCCACAAAGUCCAUCACGCUGACUCGGCGAGAGGAGAGCGAGGUGGUGGCCACGGUGAUGAAAAGGAAGACGGUGACCGCCAUCUUUCUUUUGGUGGUCCUCUACUUGGUGAUGGGAGCGGCUGUCUUUAGGUCUCUGGAACAACCUCAUGAGAGUGCUCAACGCUUGGCCAUCUUGACUCAGAAGUUGGACUUUCUGGCCAAACAUGACUGCGUCAACCACAGCCAGCUGGAGGAUCUGGUUAAGCAAGUCGUGUCGGCCAUCCGUUCGGGAGUAAACCCUGCGGGAACGCUGGCCAAUCCCAGCAGCCUUUGGGACCUGAGCUCGGCCUUCUUCUUCGCCGGGACUGUCAUCACAACUAUUGGCUUCGGCAACAUUUCACCUCACACAGAAGGCGGGAGAAUCUUUUGUAUUGUCUACGCUCUGCUGGGCAUCCCUUUGUUUGGCAUCCUUCUGGCCGGUGUUGGCGACCAGCUGGGCACCAUCUUUGGCAAGAUCAUCGCCAGAGUGGAGAAAAUGUUUGUGCACAUGGACAUCAGUCAGACCAAGAUCCGGGUCAUAUCCACGUUGCUCUUUGUGCUUUUUGGCUGCUUGCUGUUCGUGGCGCUCCCGGCAGCUAUCUUUCAACACAUCGAGGGCUGGUCGGCUCUGGAGUCGCUCUACUUUGUGGUCAUCACUUUGACCACUAUCGGCUUCGGGGACUUUGUUGCAGGAGGCUCUGAAAUUGAGUACUUGGAUUACUACAAACCAGUUGUGUGGUUCUGGAUUCUGGUGGGACUGGCCUAUUUUGCUGCCAUCCUCAGCAUGAUUGGAGACUGGUUAAGAGUCAUUUCUAGGAGGACCAAAGAGGAGGUGGGAGAGAUUCGUGCCCACGCGGCCGAGUGGACGGCCAGCGUGUCGGCAGAAUUGAAGGAAACCCGCCGACGAGUAAGCGUGGAAAUCUACGACAAAUUCCAGCGAGCCGCUUCCAUUAAACGCAAACUCUCAUCCGAACUCGGUUUCAGCCCCACCCCGGAAUUCGCUCUGCCCCGGAGGGCUGUUUUGGCCAACCACGGCGAGGAGCGGGAAAAGGGCGAAAAGGAGGUGGGGCUACCGGGGUUGACGUCACAGAUGACUCGGAACUGCGGCUUGUUUAUGAACGGUUUGGACCUUGAAAGAGGCGAUAUGGCCGCUAUUGAACACAUAAAAUGA
This is a messenger RNA of Nerophis lumbriciformis (worm pipefish), 1269 nucleotides long. The record is from RefSeq and is a predicted model, not a curated record. NCBI's taxonomy places the organism in Eukaryota, Metazoa, Chordata, Actinopteri, Syngnathiformes, Syngnathidae.